This is a messenger RNA of Cercospora beticola, 3794 nucleotides long. The record is from RefSeq and is a predicted model, not a curated record. NCBI's taxonomy places the organism in Eukaryota, Fungi, Ascomycota, Dothideomycetes, Mycosphaerellales, Mycosphaerellaceae.
AUGUCAGGCCUUGAAGGCGGAGCUGCGGUCUUCUCGCUAGUCGUUGGAGUCAUCGAGAUCAUCCACAGAGCUAUCGAGAUUUAUGAGGCUGUCAACGACAAGUCGGGCAUUCCAAAAACGCUCAAGAAGGUGUCAGAGAAGCUUCCUUCGGUGGAGGAGAUACUCAAAAGUGCGGAAGCUCAGCACAAGGCGGGAGCUCUCAAAGAUAUAGACAAGGACACGUGGGCCAGCGCGGAACGAGAGGUCGAAAAGUGCAAGCAAGCCUGCCAGGAACUGCACGACCUGCUUCAGAGCGCCUAUCCCAAGGCUGACUCGGGCAGAUCAGAACGGCUGUGGAAAGGCGCAAAGACAGUACUCAGCGGCAAGGGCAAGACCGCCGAAGCGCUGCUGAAAGAAAUCUCGGACUAUCUGACCUUUCUGGCUCAGAGAAAGAUCGUCAACAACGCUGCUCUGCUUGAAGACAUCAAGUCUCUCGUGGAAGAAUUAUGCCCAGAAACUACGACCACCCACAUGCACAAUGUCAACGGCGACAAUAUCGGUACUCUCCAUGGUGACAAGAAUGUCAAUUCCGGAUCUGGCUUUCAGUUCACCGGAUCGGGCGGUACAUACAAUUUUGGUGGAGCACAGAGUGAGGAUAACCAGUGGGCUCUACUAUCCCUGAGGCAUCGACACCAUAAACCAUUCUCGGAAGAGAACUCUAUCAUUCUACGAAAGUGGAUCUCACGCUCGUACGGCCAUUCUCAGAGCCUCACAGUACCAGACUCCAGUCCUGUCAGAUUCGAGAAGAUCUACAAAAGGAUAUCCAACGAUGAUCCGAUCGCCACAUAUCAGCGGCUAUCGGGGAGGAAAGCUGACAAUACAACCAGGUGGUUAGUCGAGCAUGAAGACUUUCAAUCCUGGCUGUCCGAAGAUCCCGCGAAACAUCGUCUGUGGCUCUCGGGUAAAGAGUCGGCUCGGGCAAGAGUACUCUUGUGACUACCGUCAUCGACGAGUGUCAUGCCAACCUCAAAUCCGGCGAAUCUUCCGCUGUGUUAAUGUUCUUCUUCAACAGCCACGACGACACGGCUCUUUCGUUCUUCGAGAGUCUGACGAAGCAACUCAUCGCUACCCUGAUUGGUAUUGACGUGCCGAGUUCCCGGGAUAUCCUUUCAGCUCUCGAAACGGCAUAUGGCAACGACAUUUCCAGACCUCACAUCGCACAAGUCUUCGAAGAUCUUGUCGUCCCACUUUGUCAAAUACUCCAGCAAAUCACUCUGGUGAUCGAUGGCAUUGAUGAAUGCAGAGCAGCGGAGGUGAAGCAGCCCUGGCAUUGGCUGGAGAGGCUUCUAAAACUUGUCCAGCCAAGGAUCUUGAUCACUAGUGAGGACCAGGCGAAUAUUUCACCUCGCUUCAAGGGUUUCCACCGAAUCCGAAUUGAUCACCUGCACAACCAAUUCGACAUUGACACAUAUAUUAACGAGCGGAUCGCCAGCAAAUCCAGUGCUGGCCAAGUACUGUACGACGAGUCGUUGAGGGAUGAAGUCAAGGUGACGCUACAUCAGAAAGCUAACGGGAUGUUCCUCUGGAUCCAUUUAGUCCUGAACAUCAUCUUGGAAGACUGUGAGACCCCUGCCCAGGUGAGGAAAGCCGUCGAUGAAAUUCCGCCUGAUCUUCAAGCUGUAUACUCGCUCUGUCUGGAAAACAGGCGAGGCACCGCGCGUCCCAUCAAGGCCAAUCUGUUUCUCUGGACUUGCGCUGCGCCCAAUCCCUUGAGCAUUGGUGCUCUUGGAGAACUGAUAGCUAUGGAUUUAGAAACCGGUCACGUGGACACCGACGAGAUUCCCUUCGCAGAUGUGCUGCUAAAAUCAGGGGCCGGUCUAAUUACCCUGGACACAAGCGCCAUACCAAAUGCACAGUCCGACGAGCAUCUCGUUAUACCUGUACACUCAACAGUGCGGGACUUCAUAUUCUCUGAGCGCUUCCGUUCGCUGGCGGCCAAAGCAAGUCACCAGGAAUCGUGGCCACUAUGUGUCGAGACUGGCCAGUGGAGCGAGAAUACAUUCCGGACUGCGUUAGGAUCACUUUGUUUGUCUCACAUCAAGCAAAGAACUUCCCGAGAACUGGGUUCGAGACCACCGCCGACCAGGCUUGUCGUACCUCAGCCUAAGGUACUACAGUCUGUUGCAUGGGUCCAGAAGAUCCUGAUCGGAGUUCGCUCGAAAUCAGCAGAGAUGACAGCGUUUUUGCCCGUUCCCGGACGUAACAAAACCAGGGUUUCUACCACCAAUUUUCUACGUUACUCCAUUGAAAACUGGUUGGUCUGCAACACCAAUCUCGCAUCAGCUACAGCAAAUUUCCCAUGGCUUGCCAAAGAAAACCAAAAGAGCGACUUACACACGGCAGCAGAAUUUUUCGAGGAGAUUUCCAUCGAACGCAAUGAUUUUUAUGGCAUUCAUCCUUGGAAAGCUGCCGCUCGGACGUCAAACUCACACCUUUCACAAAUGUUCGCGUAUGCGGUAGCAAACAACCACGUGCCACUUAUCCCUCUUGCGCAACAUGGCCAAAUGCUAGCCAUACACGUUGCAGCCAAAAAGGGCUUCGCUUCAAUCAUUGAGGAACUUGUCAACAUAUGCAACGUGAACGCAAUGUGUCCUUCAAGAAGGCAGCAUGUACUUCACUUUAUUGCAGAGAAUGGAACGGAGGACUGCCUCCAGCCCAUCCUUUCGAUGAACCUCGAUUGGAACGCCCGCAAUCGGGACGGGCGUACUGCACUGUUUGUAGCGAUGGUGGCUGGCCAUGAUGACAUUGUGAAAGCCUUACUAGAGGCAGAAGGUUUCGAGGUUGACGAAGAAGCGACAUUCUGUCAGGUUCUGCUCCACUGGGCCGUUUAUCACGGCCACGACAAGGUCAAGCAGCUUCUGCUGGACACUGGCAAAGCCGCCAUCGACGAAGAGAAGGAAUGGUAUUACGAUCUACUGUCGUGGGCUGCGCGGAAUGGUUAUGACAAGAUAGUGCAGCUGCUCCUAGACAUCAGCAAAGCCGCUUCUGAUGAACAGAAUAAAUGGUACGACGCUAUACUGUCGUGGGCUGCACACAAUAGCUACGAUGAGAUUGUGGGGCCACUCCUAGAGACAGGCGCUGUCAAUUCAACAGACAAAGAUGGCCUGACUCCAUUGUACCGGGCUUCACUUAGGGGUCUCGACAAGGUAGUGCAGCUCCUGCUAGAUACAGGCGAAGUCGACGUUAAUGCAGCGACCAAAGAUGGCCGGACUCCGUUCUACUGGGCCGCACGUUUUGGUCACGACAAAGUAGUACAGCUCCUCAUAGAGACAGGCAAAGUCGAUGUUAAUGCAGCGGACAAAAAUGCCGAGACUUCAUUCUACCUAGCUAUAUAUUGGGGUCACGAUAAGGUCGUGCGGCUCCUACUUGAGACUGGCAACGUCAAUGUUAAUGCAGCGAACAACAACGGCGAGACUCCAUUACAUUGCGCUGCAUCGAGGGGUCACGAACACGUAGUGCAAUUGCUACUAGGGAAAGGCAAGGCCGAGGUCGACGCGGCCGACCAUGCCGGCCGAACCGCAUUGAUCUCUGCUGCGAGUUCAAGCCACGACAAGGUGGUGCAGCUUCUCUUAACAAGGAGCAACGCCGACAUCAAAGCAGCAGAUCAUAAGGGGCAGACUGCGCUGGAUUAUGCCAGAUCACAGGGUCAUGAAAGGAUAGUGCAGCUCCUAGAGAGACUGUCUAGCGAUGAUUUUUUCGAUAGAACGAUGGCGAUGAUAGAGUGCACGUCUGCAUAUGGCUCGACUGAGGAAUAA